This is a messenger RNA of Rubroshorea leprosula, 1749 nucleotides long. The record is from the annotation of a GenBank genome assembly. Lineage: Eukaryota; Viridiplantae; Streptophyta; Magnoliopsida; Malvales; Dipterocarpaceae.
ACUUUCCUUUCCGCCGAUAAGAGAGAGAGAGAGAGAGUUAAAGCUAUGAGUUUUAGAGAGAGAAACAGUAACCGAAGCAAACCCAGAUUUACUACUCUCCUGCUUCAUAUGGGUAUUUAGAGAGAGAAAGAGAAACAGUGGGGAGGAGCGGAAGAGCUCGACUUCUUUCAGACCCACAUCGUGCUUUCUUUCCAAUUUUCCUUUCUUUCACAAUCAUGGUUGCAAGAACCCCACCAAAGCAGAGGAGAAUGUUGGCUCCUCUCAACCCUGUUCUUCUCAGAGAAACCCUCAAGAAGGUGGAUAAAUGUAUGGCAAGAUUGCAAGAGCUACAGUACACAGUUGCAGGCGGCACAAAGGUGAUAUCAGGGGUGAGUCUCAGUCCUAGGAGUACCAGAGGUUACUUGAAGACGAGUCUCAGGUGCAAACAAGAAUCUAUGAGGAUCAAGAAUUCUACCGGUAGGAAAUCUCCAGUUGGGAAGUUUCCAACAAGUACAGGGGAAUGGAAGAGGAUGUCUUUACCAGCGAUGUUAGUUGGCGAAACAGUGGGGGAAAUCCUUCAAGCAACUCAGUUUACAAGAGAUAUAGUGGCAGCAGUUGCUAACAAAUCCAAGAAAAUAGCUCCGGAGGAUCCGAAGACGCCAGAGACAGAACAGAGGAAACAAAGACCACAGCUGGAAGACACAGAACUCAGAACUAGAAGAAGAAGGGAGAAGCAGAACAAGCUACAAUCGAUGAGAUCAGAAUCUGAUUCCCCAUCCCUUCAAAGGGCUCGUUCCCGGAUUAAUUUCAAGGUUUCUCCUUUGAAAAUAAAAGAACUUGAGAAAGAAAACAACCGGUUUUUGGCAAACAGGGUUUCACCAAGGAACAAGCCAUGGGCUAAGAAGACUGUUCUGUUCCCAAAUCCCCUGUUUCAUUCAACAUCAUCUACACAGCAGCAGAGGUUUUGCAAGACAAGGUCUCCGGUGAUUGCAAGAAACAGAGGAACCCCACAUAAGUUCUUGAUCAAGUCUCCUCCAUCAGCUUCAAAGUUUCAAGCGAAGAUCAAAUGCCCACCGGUGGUGUCUCUUUCUCCUCCUAGACGAACAAUCUCUAGCAAGAAGUCACCAAGGUUGUCUACUGCUUCAAAACUGAGAAGAUCAUUCUCGCCUUCACGACUAGCUAAUAAAUUGGUGUCCCCAUUGAAGAGCAGAAGACAGAGCAUAGACAAAAGUGGACCCAUAACUAGAUUGAAGCAGCGCCCUACGGCAAUGCCUAUGCGAUUCUCAACAGGGAGAAUGAAUGGCCUCUGAAUUUUCCCAUCUGUUUCUCACAAGGGCUUUCAAAGUUGAGAAACUGUUCAAGAUAAUUUUUCUCAGUGUCCAUAGUUAAUUUAUUGUACUGAAUGUCUCUCUGUAGUCACUUUCCCCCUAUAAUGCCUUUCAAACUGGACUUGCUUCUAUGAAACACAAGUGUAUUCUUCUCCCAGAAGUACCGGAUGUUCUUGCUCUUCCCAGGAACUCUCUCUUGUUCGAAAACGGAUUGCUGUUUGUUGAAACUUCAUGUUUGUUUUUUUCCCCUGGAUUUCCGCUGUUUUAAUAAAUCUCCGAGUCACAGAUUGUAAGUCUUGUUAUUCCUCCAACUUUAGUUUCUAGAUGUAUAGAGGGAGAACCUUUAUUAGUUGAGAUUCCAAAUAAAGGGUCCAAUUGGCUGACUGUUAAAGUACAGGGAAGAUGGAACAACUUGUAUAUGAUUUACACAGGUAUUUUCAUA